This is a messenger RNA of Rubroshorea leprosula, 3679 nucleotides long. The record is from the annotation of a GenBank genome assembly. NCBI's taxonomy places the organism in Eukaryota, Viridiplantae, Streptophyta, Magnoliopsida, Malvales, Dipterocarpaceae.
AACAUAGUAUUAGUACUGUGUACUGCUUGCUCUUCACUGUCCUCUAUUCACAGACGCCUUGCCUCUGGAGUCAUUUACUUGUUUUGUUCCUUGGUAGUCAUGUUCUGUGAUGUAAACAUGGCCAAGCCUUCAAUUUCACCUACAGCCCAUGUUCUAUAAUGCUGAUUCUUUUGUUUGUUUCUUCUUGUUUUGGCUCUCACCUCCCUCCCUUUGUUUUGGGUCUGUGUUUCCUUUUUUUUUUUUUCAUCAAAGUUAUCUCCUUUUUCUCCUAAAUUUCUGGUCUUGGUUAGCUCUUCAGUACUUGGUGCCUUGAGAACCUCAAAUUUGGGUUUUCUUCCAAAUUGUUGGUGGUUUGAGGUUUUAAUCGGUGUGUUUUUCUUGGUGAUUGGUGAUACUGAUAUCAUUAGGAAAAAGGGUCCUUUAUAAUCUGGGAUUUUUGGACCUUUUUUUCGAAGAGGAAAUAUUGAAGCGAAAAGUGGGUUGUAAUCAGAAAGGAGUAUUUGGUGGUUCAAUGGCUGGGGUUGAUUGUUGCUUUGGUGUUUAAAUAAGGAAAUUGAUUUCUUGAAUUCAAGAAGGGUUUAGUAGAACCCAUUCAUGGCAUUCUUCUGCUUGUCAUUUUUGCUAGUUGGGUUUUUGUCCAACUCUCUGCUUGUGGAUGCUCAGCUCAAUGAUCAAGCUACAUUGUUAGCCAUUAACAAGGAGCUUGGUAAUGCCCUUGAUUGGGGAGACAACAGCACAGACUACUGCAAAUGGGAAGGCAUUAGCUGUGGCUUAAACCAUUCCUUUGUUGAAAGUCUUCAACUUUCCCGGCGUAUGCUUCGAGGUAAUGUCACUCUUAUCUCCAAGCUUAAUGCACUGAAGCACCUUGACCUUUCCUUUAAUAACUUCAAUGGACCAAUUCCUUCAGCUUUUGGUAAUCUGUCUGAGCUUGAGUUCCUUGAUUUGUCAUGGAAUAAGUUUGGAGAUUCUAUUCCAUUAGAGCUGGGUGGUCUUAGAAACCUUAGAUCAUUGAACUUGUCAAACAACAUGCUUGUUGGAGAGAUGCCUGAUGAGCUUAAGGGGCUAGAGAAGUUGCAGGAUUUUCAAAUUUCUAGCAAUAAGUUAACUGGUUCUAUACCAGAUUGGGUGGGGAAUUUGACCAAUUUGAGAGUUUUCACUGCAUAUGAGAAUCAACUAGGUGGUAAGAUCCCUGGUAGUCUGGGUUCAGUUUCUGAACUGAAAUUGCUGAACCUUCAUUCUAACAUGCUUGAGGGGACCAUACCAGAUAGCAUUUUUGCCAUGGGAAAGCUGGAAACUUUGGUUCUGACUCAGAACGAAUUUACUGGUGAUAUUCCAGAUGCAAUCGGAUCCUGCAAGGGUCUUUCUAGCAUCCGAAUUGGGAAUAACAAACUUGUUGGAGCUAUUCCCAAGGCAAUUGGAAAUGUCAGUGGCCUCACCUACUUUGAAGCCGAUAAUAACAAUCUCUCUGGUGAGAUUGUUCCUGAGUUUUCUCAGUGUUCUAAUCUUACCCUUCUAAAUUUAGCCUCUAAUGGGUUUACUGGCACAGUUCCUUCAGAGCUUGGACAGCUUAUGUAUCUACAAGAAUUGAUUCUAUCUGGGAACAGUCUGUUCGGAGACAUUCAAAAGUCAAUUCUUGCAUGCAGGAAUCUUAACAAGCUUGAUUUAAGCAAUAACAGAUUCAAUGGCACCAUACCAAAUGAAAUCUGCAACAUGUCAAGGAUGCAAUAUUUGCUUUUGGGUCAGAAUUCAAUAAAAGGGGAAAUACCUCAUGAGAUUGGAAAUUGUGUGAAACUGCUACAACUGCAAUUAGGCAGCAACCACUUGACUGGAAGUAUCCCUCCCGAGAUUGGUCGUAUCCACAACUUACAGAUAGCCUUGAAUUUGAGCUCCAAUCAUCUCCGUGGUCAACUGCCUCCAGAGCUGGGGAGACUCGACAAGCUGGUUUCGCUGGAUGUAUCCAAUAACCAGCUAACUGGUAAUAUUCCACCUGCACUAAAGGGCAUGUUAAGCUUGAUAGAUGUUAAUUUCUCCAAUAAUCUGCUCAGUGGCCCAAUACCUACAUUUGCUCCAUUCCAGAAGAGUUCAAAUUCUAGCUUUCUAGGGAAUAAAGGGCUCUGUGGACAGCCACUGGGCUCUCUAUGUUCUAGUUCUAUUGGUUCUGACCAGGCGAACUACCACCAUAGGGUUUCCUACAGGAUAAUAUUAGCUGUUAUUGGUUCCGGCCUGGCAGUUUUUGUGUCAGUUACCACAGUUGUUCUGCUGUUUAUGAUGAGGGAGAGACAGGAAAAAGCAGUAAAAAGUACAGGCGUUCUAGAAGAUGAAACGAAGAACCAGCCGACAAUUAUAGCAGGGACUGUCUUUGUUGAGAAUCUCCAACAGGCUAUAGAUCUUGAUGCCGUAGUUAAAUCCACUUUGAAGGAUUCAAACAAGAUCAACGGUGGGACUUUCAGCACAGUUUACAAGGCUGUCAUGCCUUCCGGGUUGAUUCUAUCAGUGAAGAGACUGAAAUCCAUGGAUAAAACUCUAAUUCAUCACCAGAACAAGAUGAUUAGAGAGCUUGAAAGACUGAGCAAGCUUUGUCAUGAAAAUCUUGUUCAACCAAUUGGGUAUGUUAUAUAUGAAGAUGUUGCUCUUUUGCUACAUCAGCAUUUCCCCAAUGGCACCCUAGCUCAACUUCUUCAUGAGUCCACGAAGCAACCUGAUUACCAACCUGACUGGCCGAGAAGACUAUCAAUUGCCAUUGGAGUAGCAGAAGGGCUGGCCUUCCUUCAUCAUGUGGCCAUUAUUCACCUCGAUAUCUCCUCUAGCAAUGUACUUUUAAAUGCUGACUUCAGGCCUUUGGUUGGAGAAAUAGAAAUAUCAAAGCUCUUGGAUCCAUCCAAAGGUACUGCAAGUAUUAGUGCUGUUGCUGGCUCCUUUGGCUACAUUCCCCCAGAAUAUGCCUACACUAUGCAAGUAACUGCACCAGGAAAUGUAUAUAGCUAUGGAGUGGUUUUGCUUGAGAUCCUUACAACUCGACUACCAGUUGAUGAGGACUUUGGAGAGGGAGUGGAUUUGGUGAAGUGGGUUCAUGGUGCUCCAGCAAGGGCAGAAACCCCUGAGCAGAUACUUGAUGCAAGGCUAAGCACGGUCUCCUUUGGUUGGAGGAGAGAAAUGCUUUCAGCUCUGAAGAUAGCAUUACUCUGCACUGACAGCACACCUGCCAAAAGACCCAAAAUGAAGAAGGUAGUAGAAAUGCUUCAAGAAAUUAAGCAAAAUUGAGGGAUCUCUGCGUCCCAAACACUAAGGCAAGGGUCUAGUGAAUGGAAAACUUGUGUGGAGACUUGGAAUUACAUAUUAUUCUACUCAUUUCAGAAAGAGUCUUCAAUGCAGGAUAAGGUGAAGAAGAGUAGUCAGUAGUCUUCUUGGAUCAAGCUUGUUUUGCAUUGGAAGGGUUUAUAUGAGUUAAGAGAGCUCUCUAUUCAUGUUAAAAGCAAACUUCACAGUUGAUCUUGCAUUGUGGAUUUCAAACAGUAAGGAUAUAUCCUGUGUUCUGUUGAAUUGCAUAUUAUGUCUGCAACUGUAAUAUUCAAAGUUUUCGUUUCCAUUCUAAAAUUUGUCACAUAAGCUUGUUAGACACAAUUGUCUUUCUCUAAUGUUUACCACUUCUAUACUACUGAAUUAAAUCCAAUUUCCCAUU